Molecule: messenger RNA, 7559 nt
Organism: Diabrotica virgifera virgifera (western corn rootworm)
Lineage: Eukaryota; Metazoa; Arthropoda; Insecta; Coleoptera; Chrysomelidae
Exons: 20
Coding region: 32-5194 (1720 amino acids)
Source: RefSeq, a predicted model, not a curated record
ACGCCAGCUCGUUCACUUAGUGAAGAGCAGCAUGUGGUGGUGGCUGCUCCUCGUAGUCACUUUGGUGACGGCCGAAGUCGAUGCCAAACGACCUUCAACAACGACCACAAACCAAGAACCCGUCAUCGAAGAGGUCACUGCCAAGCAACUAGAACGAAUCCUAUCCGAUAAGGACUACGUCGCCGUCUUCUGGUAUGCGCGGAGCUGCACCACAUGCGACAAAGUACUCCAGGAGCUAGAACAAAUCGACGACGACACCGACUCAUUUGGAGUAGAUUUUGUCAAAAUCAACGACAAACGACUGGCCAAACAAUAUGGCAUCACCAAGUUUCCUGCUCUCACCUACUUUAGGGAAAAAGAACCGAUCAUCUACGAAGGUGACUUGAUGGAUGAAGAACAAGUCCUAGAUUUCCUUACCAGCUUAGAAGCAAUGGACCUACCCGAUCGAAUUGAAGAAGUCAAUGCCAGAAUUUUGGAUAAAAUUGUAGAAGACACUGACUUCGUUGCUGUUUUGUUUUGUCCAGAUGCAGACAAAUGCGAAAAACUGGCAAGCAAUAAACCCGAGUGUAAAAAGUGUUCCAAGGUAUUACAGGAGCUUGAGAAUAUCGACGACGAAGCAGAUCAAUUGGGUAUCGGAUUUGUUAAGAUCAAUGAUGAAAGCUUGGCCGAAGAAUAUAACUUGGGUACGCUUCCUGCUCUUGUGUAUUACAGACAUCAAAUUCCAAUUAUCUAUGAAGGUGAACUAACUAGAGAAGAUGACGUAUUGGAAUGGUUAGUGCAGCAUAAAAGUACAGGGGAUGAAGAUGAUACCAUCGAAGAUGUGACUCUAAAAACCCUUUCUACUCUUAUAUCUAGUGUGGAUCACUUAGCUGUACUUUUUUAUGACCAUGGAUCGGAAGAAUCUACCAAAGUCCUCGACGACCUGGAGCAUAUCGACGAUGAUUGUGACAAAUACGGCAUCCAGUUUGUCAAAAUAGACGACACUAACGCAGUCAAAGAAUACGGAUUGGACUCAUUGCCUACACUUGUAUACUUCGAAAAGGGAAUUCCCAACAUAUACGACGGAGAUCUGGAAGAGGAGACCGAAAUUCUGGAAUGGUUGGUUGAACAGCUGGAGAAAGACGAAAUUGAGGACGUCACGGAUGAGAUGUUAGAUAAGUUGAUACACGAGAGCAAAUUUUUGGCUGUACUAUUUUAUGAUGACGACGACAAAAAAUCACAAAAAGUCCUCAACGAACUUGAAAACAUCGACGACGAAUGCGACCAGCUUGGCAUCGUUUUCGUGAAAAUUGACAACGAUGACGAAGCUAAGGAAUACGGUAUCGAAAAGAUACCAGCUCUCGUUUACUUCGAACAGGGAAUUCCCACGAUUUACGAAGGAAAUCUCGAAGAUGAAGAGAAAGUUCUUAAAUGGUUGGAGCACCAGGUUAAACAUGACGAAAUUGAGGAUGUUACGGACGAAAUGCUAGAUCUGUUGAUCAAGAGAAAGACACAUGUAGCCGUUUUGUUCUAUGACAAAAACCAAAAGAAAAGCCAGAAAGUCCUAGCAGAAUUGGAAAAUAUCGACGACGAAUGCGAUACCAACAAUAUAGCAUUUGUCAAAAUCGACAAUCCAGAUGAGGCCAAAGAAUAUGGUAUCGACACGAUUCCCAGUUUGGUUCUUUUCGAAAAGCGCAUUCCCCAUUUGUACGAAGGUGACUUGACCAAAGAAGAAGAGCUGUUGGGUUGGUUAUUGCACCAGAAAAGGCACAGCGAAAUUCCAGAUGUCACUGAUGAAAUGAUGGAGCUGCUAAUCAACUCUGAGAAAUACCUAGCUGUACUAUUCUAUGACAAAGACGACAAACAAGACAUCAGAGUAUUGAAUGAGCUAGAAAAUAUCGAUGACGAUCUGGAAAAAGAAGGCAUUACGAUGAUCAGAAUCGAUAAUGAUGCAGAAGCCAAGGAAUUCGGUAUAGAUCACUUGCCAACUUUGAUCUACUUCGAAGAUAAAAUCCCUUCUUUAUAUGAAGGUGAUCUAAUGAAUGAAGAUGAGGUAUUAAAAUGGUUAAUUGAACAAAAGCAAACAGCAACUAUAGAGGAAGUCACUGAUGAGAUUCUUGAGGAUCUGAUCCAGGAACAUGAGUACGUAGUUGUUUACUUCAGUGGAAAUUGUGAAGAAGGUCAAGAAUGUGAUAAUAUCUUGAAAGAACUAGAAAACAUCGAUGAUGAGUUGGACGAAACUGGUAUCAUAUUCGUCACUACGGAAGACUUGGUGAUUGCCAAAAAAUACAACAUCAAAACGUAUCCUAAGUUAGUAUUCUUCAGAAACAAAGAACCUUUGGUGUACACCGGUGACAUUGAAGAUGAAGAUGAAGUUCUUGCUUGGUUAACUGAUGAGGAUACUUUGGAAAUACCGGAUAGAAUUGAAGAAGUGAACUCCAAGAUGUUGGAUAAAAUCCUUGGGGAAAAUGAACAUGUAGUAGUUUACUUUUAUAAAGAAGGCGACAAGAGAUCCCAAAAGAUUCUGCAAGAGCUAGAAAACAUCGACGACGAAUGUGAGGACAAAGACAUAGAUUUCGUGAAAAUCUCAGACGAUGGCAUCCAGAAGGAAUAUGAUCUCCCAUCUCUACCAGCUGUUGUGUUCUAUAGAAAUAGAUUUAGAGAAAUUUACACGGGUGACUUGAUGCACGAAGAAGCCAUUUUGGAUUGGGUAUUGAACCUGAGAGACUCUGAUCCGGACGUUAUCGAAAAUGUGGACAGAAAAACUUUACAGGUACUCAUAAACGACGUUGAACAUCUAGCUGUCUUAUUCUAUAGCGACGACUGCGAGGACUGCAAACAAAUCUUAGAAGAACUCGAAACCAUCGACGAUGACACUGAUAAACACAACAUACAAUUUGUCAAAUCCAUGGAUGCCAAAUUGGCAUCCGAAAUCGGCAUUUUCAGUUUUCCUGCUUUGGUUUACUAUGAAACUGGGGUUCCGAUCAUGUAUGACGGAGACCUACUAGACGAAACUGAAGUUUUGGAGUGGAUGAUGGACCAAAAAAACGACCAAAGCAUCGAAGAAAUCAAUAGGGAAAAGCUAUACCAUUACAUAGACACAAAAGAGUUCUUGGCUGUUGUGUUCUACAAAGAAGAAGAUCCAGACAGUCCUAGAAUCCUACGACACAUUGAACUUAUCGACGACGAAGCUUCCGAAUAUGGCAUAAAGAUUGUCAAAAUGAAAGACAGGCUUAUGGCUAAAAAAUAUGGCUUUAGAGACCCGCCAGGGAUAACUUACUUCAGGAAAAGUAAGCCAAUCAAUUAUGAUGGUGAUAUCGACGACGAGGAAGAAAUACUGGAUUGGUUGAGUGAUCCUGAAAAUAUGGAACUCACUGACCAUAUCGAGAGAGUUAACAGAAAGAUGUUCGAUAAAAUUAGACAGAGAUCCGACUAUGUAGCGGUAUUUUUAUACAGCAGCGACUGCAAACAAUGCCCCAGAGUCCUAACAGAAGUCGAGCACAUCGACGACGAAGCAGACAGCGCAGGCAUCAACUUCGUCAAAAUAGAAGACAAGCACAUGGCUAAAGAGCUAGGCGUUUUUGCCCUUCCAGCCAUUCUGUUCUUCAAAUUAGGCUCUAAGGAACCGGUGAUAUACGCUGGCGAUUUGUUUGACGAGCAGCAGAUCUUGCAGUGGCUGUUGACGCAGAAGGAUCCCUCUGGGGAUGUUAUUGAGGCCUACGAUGGGAGUGAACUGCUGUUGUUGAUUGAUAAUGAAGAAGCCCUGGCGAUUUAUUUUUGGAACAAGACUUUGUGCGAUAUAUGCGGUGAAGCGGCAGCCCAGCGAACCAAGAAGAAGAAAAAUGUUUCUGAAGAUCAAGCCGAGCGUAAUGAUGAUGACAGCGACGACUGCGAACAAUGCUUCAAGAUUUUGGAGGAAUUGGAGAAUAUUGAUGACGAUUGUGAACGACAUGGUAUAAAGUUCGUCAAGACUCAGGAUCUGAGGAUAGCGGAGCAGUAUGGCGCUACUGAUUAUCCCGUUUUAAUGUACUUUGAGAAUGGAGUUGGAGGAGUUUUUGAAGGUGAUAUUGAGGAGGAAGAAGAAGUCCUUCAAUGGCUAAUUCAACAAAGAACAGAAGACAGAAUUGAGCUCAUUACCCGAAUAAUGUUGGAAAAGAUGGUCGAAGAAACCCAGUACUUAGCUGUGUACUUCUACAAACAAAAUUGCCACAUUUGCGAAGAAAUCCUGGAAGAACUAGAACAGAUUGAUGAUGAAUGUGAUGUCUACGGUAUCCACAUGGUCAGAAUCCAGGAUCCGCAACUGGCAAAGAGGUACAGUAUCAAGACCUUUCCUGCCUUGGUGUACUUCAGAAAUGGAAACCCAUUGCUCUUUGAAGGAGAUCUUCAGAAUGAACAGUCUGUUUUGGAAUGGUUAACGGAUGAUGAUAAUAGGGAGCUAGAGGAUCAGAUUGAGUCAGUAAACGAAAAGAUGUUAGUUCGACUGUUGAACUCUUCUCCAUUUUUGGCUGUCUUCUUCUAUGAUGAAGACUGUCCAGAAUGCGACAUGAUACUCGAAAAUCUUGAAGAAAUCGACAACGAAGCCGACCUUUUUGGUAUCGACUUCGUUAAAAUCUGCAGCGCUCAAGCAGCUGCAGACCAAGGCUUGCACACGCUUCCCGCUCUAAUGUAUUUCCGAAAAAAGAAGCCCAUGGUGUACGACGGUGACUUGAGUCAAUCCGACCGGGUGCUGGAAUGGUUGACCUCGCAGGAUGUCUUCGAAAUUAAGAAUGAGAUUGAAGAAGUGAAUAAGAAGAUGUUGGAGAAGUUGUUGGAGGAGAAUGAAUACGUCACAGUGUUUUUCUAUGAAAUAGGUUCUGACGACAGCAAAUCCAUACUAGAAAAGCUGGAAAACAUCGACAGCGAGACCGACAACUUCGACAUAACCUUCGUCAAGAUGGCUGACGCCCGCUACGCCAGAAAAUGGGGCGUGACGCACCUGCCCGCCAUCGUAUACUUCCGCCGCCGUUUCCCAAGCAUAUACAGGGGCGAUCUACAUUCCGAAGCCGACGUUCUGGAGUGGCUGCGCAAGAACCGCUUCCGUCAACCCGAGCUGAACCUCUUCAUGUACGCCCUUAUGGCCAUCAUAGUGGCCUUCUUGAUAUACACGGCGUUCUUGCUGCAAUGCUUUAAGACGCCUACCACCACCGCAGUGGUGGCACAUACGAAGCAAAGUUAACUCGUUCGAAUCUGACGUUUCAAUUUUUGAAUCUGAGUUACUUUUUUGAAAAGUAGGUAUGGACAUGAGUGCUGCUCAAAGCAGAGUAUAAGAACAGUGAAGGAAACGUUAUGUUAAUACUCUUAUAUCAGUACUGAUGGAUAUGUACAAAUUACUACAUUUCAGCUACUCCAUUUUAGUUAAACGAAAACCUAAAUAUAAUUAGAUAUGAGUGGUAAUCGUCUCUUGAAAACGUCUUCUUUGAUUCAACAGCUUCAACCAAACCUUUAAAAAAUCUAUAGUAUCAUCAUUCAACAGCUGUAAAUGUGAGCUCUUUAUUCCUGCUCCUACUUUUAUUCUUUUUAAUUUUGUUUUUGCUUUGAACUUUUUUAGAUACGAAAUAUUCUUUUGUACAUAUACUCCAAAUGUCACCAUUUACUCAAUUUGUUGUUGUUAUUGUUUUUUGUACAAACAGAUUUGUUACCUUUUGGCAGAAAUAGCUGAUACUCGGCCAUCUUUGUAUAAUUUAUUUUCUUUUGUGUAUUUAGUAGAGAAGCUAAUAGUCUCCAUUAAAGAUUCUGUAAUGCUCUUAUAGCUUCAGUUAGAUAGUUUCCAGAAUAAGUUGGAUUUGUUGCUCGAUAUUUUCUUUCAAACGAUUUUGUCCUAUCCUGCUAUGCCCCACUCCCCCCACACUAUGCGCCCUCACCAAUACUUUACGAAUAAUAUAAUUUACUAUUUUUAACAUGUAUGUUAGUUUAUUGAUAAUUUAUUUGGUAAAAAGUUUAUCAAAAUAAAGUGAUGUGGGGCUGAAGAAUGUUAAAAACCAUCCAUCAGUACUGAUAAAAUUAUCACAGAAUAAAAUCGUUUAUUUCGUUAUUUUCAAAAUCAUAAUUAAUUAGUGGACUUAAGCGUACUUAAUUUUUUUUAUUUACAAUGUUGGUUAUUGUCUCCUGAGCGUAAAUAAGUACCUAAACCGAAGUGUUUAAGAUCUAGAGGUGUAUGAAUGUGUGGUAUCAUAUUCCAAUUAGUAUCAAAUGAGAUGUGAGUUACUUUGCUGCCAAUAAUUGCCCUGUGUUGAUCAUUAACCUGAUAUAAAUGAGGCAAAAUUAAUAGUAGAAUAAGAGUACAUAAAAAAAGUUCUUAAAGAAUGUUUGGUGCUAUGGUAGAUACUGUAAGUAAAAAAAAAGUCAAAACAGUAGUCUUCACACUGUUUUUCUUCCUAUUGGGGAACCUCUGGCCGUCUGUACUAGUCUAUAUGUUGUCAUUCGGCUUAUGUGGUUGUUCUGUUCCAUUCUACUCGUACUUACUUCUGUUUCUUACUCAGUUCUUAAUAUUAUCCACCUUGCAUCUUCGUCGUAUAUCUGUACUUCUAGCCCUGUUCCAUAGGGUCUUACCAUCGAUAUUUCGAAAGCUUUUCAUCUUUUCUGUUUCUAGCAUUCUUUCUAUCCUCUCUGUACGAGGUCGUGUUUCUGUCACUUAUGGCAUUAUUGACUUGAUGAUUGUUUUGUAAAUUCUGCCGUUUAUUACUUUCGCAAUAUUUUUAUUUCUCCAUAUUGUUUCAUUCAGGCCACCUGUGGCUCUGUUUGCUUUAUUCACUUGAUUUUGCACUUCUGUUUCAACUUUCCGUAGCUAGUUAGUUUGAUGCCUAGAUAUGUAAACCCCCUCACUUGUUCUGCUGUCUAACCCUCCAGCUCUAAUUAACAUCUAAGUAAAUUUGCUGCUAUAACGAAAGUUCUUCAAGCUUCUUCUAGAGCCAAUCCUCCUAUGUAUGUGGUUGAUCGCUUUAGCAAUGGGGUUAUUAUUCUACCAGAUCAUCCUUUAACCUAGUUUAUUGGUAAAAUAAAUAAUAAACCUACAUAUACGUGAUAAGAAAAUUCUACAUCUAAGAAGUCUUCUAUAUCGGUACUACCGAGCUAUUUUUGCACAAAGGACUUUAUAUAGACCUUUUAAAGAACGUACCAAACCAGGCUCGUAAGCUCUUCAUCCAAGAUGCUCUUCUGUCUGAGGCUACAUUGGCAAAAGUCUGGGAAAUGAUACUAAUACUCUAACUUUUCGGUUUAAACAUAUUUUUAGCUCAGUUUUUAAACAUUUUCCUUACUUGUUGUAGAUAAAUGUGAUAUUGAAUAUUGUAACUUUUUUUUAGUUAAGUGUUUAGUUAUUUCGCUGCCCUUCUUCGUGAUGGAUUUUCAAAUCCUUGACCAAUAAAUAACGUAAUCGUCAACAUUACGAAGUGUUCAUCGUUUUUAAAUAUAACUUUAUUGUUAACGUGUACAUAUUGUACGAUCAUUCCCGGAGAAUAAUUGAGAGAAGAAGAAAUCAAUUUUGAAGAUGUAUGUAGGUAAACACAGGAAUGUAAAUCUUCUUAAUAAAUAUAUAAAGGUUUUAA